Messenger RNA from Eufriesea mexicana, 1685 nucleotides. RefSeq names its product putative ATP-dependent RNA helicase Dbp21E2 (gene Dbp21E2). The transcript has 7 exons. The record is from RefSeq and is a predicted model, not a curated record. Gene Ontology annotation, molecular function: nucleic acid binding; ATP binding. Bases 72 to 1685 code for a protein of 537 amino acids. Lineage: Eukaryota; Metazoa; Arthropoda; Insecta; Hymenoptera; Apidae.
UAUGAAAUGUAACAUGCUGUGUUUUGGGUUAUAACGUAAACGAUAUUUUCAUUUUACAAAGGUUGUAAAAUAUGUUGUUUCGAUUUUGUUACAUUGUUCGCAAAACGACUGAUUCGCCGUUUGAGAAAAUUACAAGACAUUAUGCAAGCGCAAAAGUUCACUCUCGGCGGGCAGAAAAUGAAUUGAUCGAUAAAGAAGAAAUAGAAAAGCAAAAAAGAAAAAUACCGAUAAUAAAAAGCAAGAAAAAAUUGUAUGAUUUUUACAUGGGUGAUCCACUAACCAAAAAGAAUUUAACAUUGGCUUGUCAUGGAUGGAUGAAUAGAAAAACCAAAGGCGAUUAUUUCUCUAUAUAUCCUUAUGACAGUAACAACAAAAAUGUCAAUCAAGAAACUGAUCAAAGAACAUUUAAGGAUCUCGAUGUAGAUAUUUCUGUAUGUAAUCAGUUAGAAAAUAUGGAUAUAUACAAACCUCUAGAAAUUCAAAAGUUAGGAAUACCAAAAAUUUUUGAAGGACGUAAUGUAUUAUUAGCAGCCGAAACUGGAUGUGGGAAAACAAUGGCUUAUCUCCUACCAUUGGUAACUAAAAUUUUGACAUGGAAACAGAACACGCAAAGGAAUAUAAACAGUCCACUAGGUUUAAUAGUGACUCCAUCGAGAGAAUUAGCAGUGCAGAUUGCGUUGGAAUUGAUUAAACUAUCUAAACAUCUUGGCAUUAAAACAAAAAUAAUCACUGGUGGGAAAACAAAAAGAAUAAUAUUAAAUCCUCCUGUGGAUAGCGUCGAUGUUAUUGUUUGUAGCUUUGGAGUUAUUAGUAAAUUGACAACAUUUGGCAUUUAUGAUCUCAGGUUUAUAAGAUUCGUUGUCUUAGAUGAAGCAGAUGCCCUAUUUCAUGAAACAUUUGAGACAAAGCUGAAAAUAUUUAUGAGAAGAAUAUUUGUUGGAUAUCGUCAUAACCCAAUAGGGGAUGAAUAUCCCAGUACAGCUCAAAUUGUUUUAACUUCUGCGACGAUUCCUUCACGACUGAAAAAUGUGUUAAUCGAUGUUCUAAACCCAGAUUCGAUAGAAUAUGUAACAACGGAAAAAUUGCAUAAAAUAUUGGUUCCACAAAAAUUUGUAAGAUUAAUCCCAAGUCAAAAACCAGAAGAACUACUGAAAUAUGUAAAACCGAAAGCAUUCAGUAAACAGCGUGUAAUUAUAUUCAGUAAUCAAAAUAGUACCUCUCAUUGGGUUUCUUCGUUUUUGUACGAUUGCGGUAUCAAAGUUACAAAUUUACAUGGUGAUAUGCAUUUAUCCGAACGACGUGGAAAGUACGGAGAAUUUUUAAAUGGUAAAACAGUAGUGCUAUCUACGACAAAUGGAGGAUCCCGAGGUUUAGACACGCUAAUGGUUAAUUAUAUUUUAAAUUAUGAUUUUCCGUUAGAUACAGCUAGUUACAUUCAUAGAUGUGGUAGAACUGGUAGAAUAGGUACCACAGGUGUUUCAAGUGUGACAAGUUUUAUUUCCAAGCCGGGAGAAGUCGCUGUAGUUAAAAGGAUUGAAAUGGCAGCUAGAAAAAUGAAACCGAUACCUAUAUUUAAUAUCUUUGAAUCAGACAACGAAGAAGAAGUAGUAGAGGAAGAAAUAGGAAAUGACUACACGGAAGUAAUAACCGAAAAUCUAGACGAUGUAGAUAAUAUUCCUUAUUGA